GGAUUUGAUAAUAUAGCUUUGCCUGCCUGCAUGGACAUUCCCUUUUCAUUUGCCUGAGUACAUAACUACUACCUGUCCAGGGUGCGAUAGUAGUGGUUUGAUUUAAUAAUAGUUCAGUUUAAGUUCAUUAAGAUUCAUUUUGAACAUAUUUUCGACAAACGGCCUCGACAUAAACGUUUAUGAAACACUGGCUUCACGCGUCGUCGUUGUCUUUUCUCCGACAAGACGUGAACGCAGCACUGCUUCUUCCCUCUGCGUAUCCCACAAUCCUGUUCGGCGCGGCUGCGUCAGUUUUCACGCUGUACGUCAAAGAUCAGCUGAGCUCGUGCGUCGCCGCAGUGAGCGCGCGGGUGUCAGCGGCUCGCGUUCGGAGCACCUCGGUGCUGCUCGGUGCUGCUCGGUGCUGCUCGGUGUGUGUGUGUAUGUGUGUGUGUGUGUGUAGCCGGGUUUUUUUAAGCAGCUGUAAGAAUGUGACGCCUUCACGUGCCCCGUUUUCUACGGACGCUUUCAUGCGUGUUUUUUUGUCGUCAAUGUUGCGUUCAUCAUCUGUCAGUCCCCCGUCUCUGCGGAACCGUCCGGACUGAGGAGGACAUUCCGUUUGUUUUGAACCAGGAGUGGACAAUAAUAUGUCCAGACGGAAACAGACCAACCCCUUCAAAGUUAACUGGCCAUUUCACACUCUGGGCAUCACAGGACUUCAGCACACGAUCAACAUGGACGGCAGGGACGAGUUCACCGAAGACAGCGAAUGCUGCAGCAACAACUCGCGGGAAGUCCACGGGCAGGACAGCGUCUCAGAAGACAGCGACAGUGACCUCGACAACCACGGCGAGGACUUGUCCUCCAACGCGUCCGCUGACGACCACAUGACCACCAAGAGGACGCAGUGUCGCCUUCAAGGAGCGGGAGUCAAAGAGGAGAGCGAGGACGGAGGAGACCACCUCCACAGCUUUGUGUGUCCUCUGUGCACUCUGGACUUCAGCAGCCCCGAGAAACUCAUCGCCCACGUCUACCAGCACACGAGUAUGAUGAGCAACACUAAGAGCUUCGUGUGCCCGGUGUGUGGGCGAGCGCUGAGUUCGCCUGGCUCACUCGGGCGCCAUCUUCUCAUCCAUUCCGAGGACCGCCUCUCCAACUGCGCCGUCUGUGGAGCGCGCUUCACCGACACCAGCAGCUUCAACAGAGAGAAGCUGAAAGACGUCCUCGACACGUCCAGGAUGGACGUCGCUGAUGGACGGAACACAUGUUCCUUGUCUCAGUCUGUGUCCAGCAGCCCCAUGAACAGUCCUGGCCCCGGCAGCCACGCCUGCCACGGUCCUGGUCCUGGUCCAGGUCCCAGUCUGUGUCAGGGUCCACAUCCAUGUCAAGGCCCUGACCCCAGCACCAACUUAUGUCAGUCCAGUCUUACCUGCCAGGGGCUCGGCCCCAGACCGUGUCACGGUCCGGGCCCAGGAUCUGGACCAUGCUCAGGACCAGGACCCUCCUACCCCUCGCUACCUGACGGUCUGCUCUCUGACGGGCCGUCGCUCGCGUCCAUCCCUGACGCUCUGAACUCCUCUUCCUCAGGCCUUCCUCCCAUCCCUGACAUCUUGAGCCCGAUGCCGGUGUAUCCGGCCGGCGUGCUGCUGGUGUGCAACAGCUGCGUGGCCUAUCAGCAGCUGGUGGAGGCUCAGUCGCCGCUGAGGAAGUGGGCUCUGCGCAGAAAGAACGAACCCUUAGAAGCGCGUCUGCAUCGUCUGGAGCGCGAGCGCACGGCCAAGAAGAACAAGAGGGCGUGUGAGACGGACGAGGAGCGGGAAAUGAGGAGGCUGAGGGACCGCGAGGCCAAGCGCAUGCAGAGGAUGCAGGAAUCAGACGAGCAGAGGGCGCGCAGGCUGCAGAGAGACCGGGAGGCCAUGCGCAUGAAGAGGGCCAACGAGACGCCCGAGAAGAGGCAGGCCAGGCUCAUCCGCGAGAGAGAGGCCAAGAGGAUCAAGAGGCGGCUGGAGAAGAUCGACCCGGCUCUGAGGACACAGAUCGAGAACGAUCCUGCGGCGAUGGCUGCGCUCACGGCCGACAUGAGUCUCUUUCAGUUUCCCUGCCCCAUGCCCGUCCCUUCCAUUGACAACAGUCUGUUCAUGAAGCUGCCCUGACUGGACCGGACCACUCUGGGGACGGUGGGGGGGGUUCUGAACAGCAACGUUAACCUCUGCACUCCACCGUAAAUGCAGAACUGUGUCCGACAGCUUGACACAAACUUCAGAUGAUUCCAGUGUGAACACAGUGUUGUUGGAUAAAGACUUAAACGCAUGCUGUAAAGAGAUUUGAUCUUUUUCCAGCGGACGCUCAGAUUUAACACAGAGCAGUUGUAACUUUUGCACAUGGACCUUCAGUAAAGGGGGCAGGUUCUGUAGCCACAGCUCCUCCUCCUCCUCCUCCUCCUCUCUGCCAGUCCAGUGACCCGGGUUUACUGGUAGCCACACCUCUGUCUUCAAGCUGCCAUCGCGGGCCUGCGAAGUUAAAAUUCAGUCCAAAUACUACCUCAGCGCGGGCGACACCCCCUCUGUCUCCAAGCUUCCAAAGCUCUUUAUCUACUGUACACUAUACUACAGAGGUCAUGUGUGUGUGUGUGUGUGUAUCACUGAGGCACUUUUAAAGGAACAUUUCAGGUGUUUUGUGAAGUAUGAGGUCGUUCACUGCAGAGCUGUCGCUUUGUUUAAAACUCUUUUAUGUUUCCUUUGACGCUUUAGUCCUGGUUCACACUGGACUUGUGUGUGUGCAUGUGUCCAGUAUGAUGACACCUGCUGACUGAAGUGUGAAAAUGCAGCCGCGGCACGUCCAGUGUGAAGCAGGCCUUUGUGUGUGGAUGUUUCGCUCACUGGUGUUCAGUCACUCACAGCGCCCUCUGCUGAAUUACGCAGGAAUGACAUCAGACUUAUUUUCUCGGUUCCAUCCCAGCGUCAGAUAAAGUGACAGCUCUGAUGUGUGGUCAGUGUGUUCUGUUCAGCUGACUAACUGAAGAUAGUAAAUUCUUAUGAACUGUUUUUCAGAUCUUAUUUUCCAUCAUGAACAGAAACUGUUACAGUGAUUAGAUCAGCUGUGUUAGUUUUUCUCUGCAGCUCUAAACUGACGUCACUCACUGACUCUGCAUCAGUGCCUGAAACACCUUCACGUCAAAGAACCUGAACUGUUCCUUUAACGGGACUCAAACAUUCACGUGAUGAACACAUCACGUGUCCAUCACGUGAAUGUUUGACUCCCAGGUUUGUACCGUUAGUGUCGAGCAACAUUCCCGUCGUCUUCAUGCAUUUGCCUCUCGACACGCUCUCCACGUUCUGUCCACAUCGUUCUCUCCACGUUCUGUCCACAUCAUUCUCUUCAUGUUCUCCUUGUGUUCUCUUCCCUCAAUCGCUCCUCGUUCUCUUUGCCACUUUGAAUCUCUGUUUUCUCUCCGCGGUCACACACACACACAGACACAGGUGUUGAAUACUUUGCCGGUGCGAUUUGUCGAUUUGUCGUUUUGUUGAUUUGUCAUUUUGUCGUUUUGUUGCAGAGGGUUUUUCUGCCUGUUAGAAUCUCAGUUGUUGGCUGCUGUUCUCGUACUGUACGACACAUUAGUUACCUCUCUAUAGUUUGGGCUCAUCAGUUCAGUUCAGUGGUUACUGACGACAGAAAUAAUCACAUUACUUGAAUUCUGCCCACUCAGACGUAUUUCUCUCAUCAUCAUUAUUAUUAUUAUUGUUAUUAUUAUUAUUAUUAAUAUUGUACUGAGGCUCUCUCACACACACACACACACACACAGAUGAUGCAGAUUGUGUAGCAUUGUGAGGCUGCACGACUUUACCACUUGUUUAUCUCUAUAAAUAGAUCUAUUUCUCUUCUGUCAGCAGGAACCAUGGUUUGAACCUCAUGUCCCUGUUUUUUGAGGCUAAUUGAAUGAAAGUUACGGCCCAUACUGGGAGACAGAUUUUAUUCAUUAACCUCAUUCCUGCACAUAUUUAUGCAAUAUCAUGUGAAUAUUGUUGUUUUGUUCUUUUGUGAAAAUAUCUGGGUUACAUUGUAUCUGUUGAUGAUAUAAAGUUGUUCACACUUUGUUAAAUAAGACGCCAUGUUUGGAUGUCCCUGGUUUAAAGGUCAUGGUUCAGUGCCGUUAACUCGUCCAGAUGCAAACAUACAGCGAUCAGAGGUGGGGGCGGUUUGAGUCUGUUACACAAAAUUUAAUUAUUAACCGUGUGGAUUUCUGGGAGAUUUCAAACCUCUAUGCAACAGAUUUUAUUCCAUUUAUUUCCACUGAAACUGAAACUAUGCAGAAUGCAACUUUAAGUUAAACAGACGUCAAAGCUUCUCAGGCAACGCCGCGACUCGGCGAGAGGUCCACCGCUCUGAUCCUGAACAAUGAUCACGUGAUGUGAUGGAGACAGUCGGGACGUGUCAUGUGACUUCAGCAGAGACACUUUAGUCUUUGAAGACGUGAAAGCAGCAGCAGCAGCAGCAGCAGCAGCAGCAGCAGCAGCAGCAGCAGCGUCUCACUGCCAUCAAACCCAUGACUUCAGGUGUCUCCUCUCUCCUCUCUCCUCUCUCCUACUGAACGCUGACUCUCCUCAGAUGUUGCUCCUGUUUUUUUGGAACUGCUGUGAUCUCUUUGAGAACUUCAGUGUGUGAUGUUUGGAUGCAGAGGAAGUCCUGGUUCCUGCUGGUCUUGACGAGCAGUUUCCCCUCAGUACAGAUUACGUUAAGCACUGCAUGUGGUGAAAAUGCACUUGUCCUAGAAUGGUUCUAUAUGAGCUCGUGUUCUCUGGUUUCUUUAUGCCUGCCUGUUUUUGUUUUGUUGUUUUUUACCGUGAAAAAGAAAAAUGUUAAUUAAAAAUUGUUGGCCUUUCUAUAUGAACAAGUCUUUCAGGAUUUCUUCUCUUAAUGUCCAUGUUUACAAAGUAGAUCCUUCUGAACAAGGCCAAAUGAAUGAGCUCGCUCCUGCAGGGGGCGCCACCCUGUUAUCACAGUUGUACAGACCACAGUUAAACCUGGUGAUGAAUGUGGAAAUAAACAUUGACUUUACGAUCAUAGAA
This is a messenger RNA of Solea senegalensis (Senegalese sole), 5045 nucleotides long. Its product is annotated as zinc finger protein 821. Gene Ontology annotation, biological process: regulation of transcription by RNA polymerase II. The transcript is spliced from 6 exons. Gene Ontology annotation, cellular component: nucleus. Bases 627 to 2132 code for a protein of 501 amino acids. Gene Ontology annotation, molecular function: DNA-binding transcription factor activity, RNA polymerase II-specific; RNA polymerase II cis-regulatory region sequence-specific DNA binding. The record is from RefSeq and is a predicted model, not a curated record. NCBI's taxonomy places the organism in Eukaryota, Metazoa, Chordata, Actinopteri, Pleuronectiformes, Soleidae.